AUGUAAACAAAAGAAAUCGUUUGGAAUUCAAUUUGGAGCACAAUUUUUAAUUUUUAGACUUUUUAAAGGAAAUUACCUCAAAAAAAUGGCGAGAAAUGCGGAAAAGGCGAUGACAACGUUGGCUCGUUGGCGUGCCGCAAAAGAAGCAGAAACAGGAAAAAAUGACCGUAGACCGUAUCUUGCGUCGGAAUGUCGCGACGUGAAAAAGUGCGAGAAAUGGCGUCUCGAAAUAAUUCGGGAGAUUUCGAAGAAAGUCGCGCAAAUACAAAAUGCUGGAUUGGGAGAGUUCAGGAUUCGGGAUUUGAAUGAUGAAAUCAAUAAAUUGCUGCGGGAGAAGAGGCAUUGGGAGAAUCAGAUUUCGGAUCUCGGAGGCCCGCAUUACCGUCGCUACGGUCCAAAAAUGUUCGAUGCCGAAGGCAGAGAAGUUCCCGGCAAUCGUGGCUACAAAUAUUUCGGCGCUGCGAAAGACUUACCUGGCGUUCGUGAACUUUUCGAGCAAGAACCUCCGCCGCCGCCGCGAAAAAGUCGCGCUGAGCUCAUGAAAGACAUCGAUGCCGAUUAUUACGGAUAUCGCGACGACGACGACGGAAUUCUGAUACCUUUGGAGCAAAAAGCGGAAAAACAAGCGAUUCAGGAAGCAGUUGCCGAAUGGAAACGCCUUCAAGCGGAAAAAGGAAUCGAAGUUCCUGACGACGAAGAGGACAUUUACGCCGAAUUUAAGGAUAAAACCGAGAGAGAAGCUGAAACGGAAGCAGUUUUGGAUACUUUGGGACCGAAAUUAACAUCGCACGUUCCUGUUCCAACGCAAAAAGAUGUCGAAGCGGCUUUACUGAAGAAACGCAAGAUGGAAUUAUUGGCGAGAUAUGGGAUUGAAGACAUGGACGAGUGAAAAAAAUGACUUUUUAUUUAAAUUAAAAUUAAGAA
Messenger RNA from Culicoides brevitarsis, 924 nucleotides. RefSeq names its product pre-mRNA-splicing factor ISY1 homolog. The record is from RefSeq and is a predicted model, not a curated record. Lineage: Eukaryota; Metazoa; Arthropoda; Insecta; Diptera; Ceratopogonidae. The transcript has 4 exons. Gene Ontology annotation, cellular component: post-spliceosomal complex; post-mRNA release spliceosomal complex; catalytic step 2 spliceosome. The coding region runs from base 86 to 889 and encodes 267 amino acids. Gene Ontology annotation, biological process: generation of catalytic spliceosome for second transesterification step; mRNA 3'-splice site recognition.